AGGCUCUUUUCGCUAGUACUCCAUACUGCAAAAGCAACGAAGGGGGCACAGACAGACGCGCUGUCGACCUUCGUGUCGGCAUUUAUUUGAAGAAGUUUUUCACAAUCUGGCGUUAAAUAGCAGGAAAAACGAAUAGAGCAAUAUCGGUUAAUAAUUGUAGAUUUGACAGCGAACAACUUUCCUUCCAUAAGUGCAUUGUCUUCUUCGUCAAGAUACACAUAACUACGUUAGCUUACAUAUUAUUUUUCAUUCCCCAAAGAAAAAACCCGAACUACUUCCAUUUCAACCUCCCUAAAGCAAAGAUGUCUCUCUCGGACGCGGACGUACAGGCGCUUGCCGAAAAGGCAGCAGAUGACGAUGACUACGUCAAAGCUUUUUGCAGCAUGCCUGAGGAGGCACGAAGAAGUCUGGCAGCUGUGAAAGUCCUCAUGCCGAAAUUUCAUGAUGCGGAACCAGAUGAACAAAAGGUGAGUUGUUUGUUGUUGGUGUCUAGUACUCGUGCAUGCGUAUGUUUUGUAGCUGAUUCUAUCGACGUUUUUUACUAAAAUAAAUAAUAAUAUGUACUAUGCCCGAUACAGGGCCAGGAGUCCAGGAUGUGAACCACGACAGCUGCCAAUGAGCAGAAAAGCCUUCAAACUGAUAAUAUUUCAUCCGAAAUCCACAGGAACUUCUCGAUGCCUUUGAGCCCUUGCGCAAAGUGAUUCUGCCAGAAGCAAUUAAGAUGGUUCACAAAAGGCUCAUAGAGUGGUGGAGCAAUCACGAAGCAGAUUCGCAUCAGGGAGAUCCGGUAAGAGAUUUUGUCUAAUACUCCUGAGUAUUCUAGUUAGGGAGUUCCGGUAAGAGUAUUCUAGGUCUCCUGAGUAUUGUAGAUACUACAGAUGAAUCAAAAAUAUGAUCCACCAGACGCUGUUGCAGUUUUUCUUCACAACGAAAUUGUAUUCCCUAGUCUUUCUCAGCACUAGUACCAUCUACUUGUUCACAAUUUUUCUCAAUUCUCUGGCUGCAUUUACAGGGCAAAAUCCUGAUCGAGCUUUUCAAGGAGAUCAACAAUUCGAGUCUCCUACGUUGGGUCCGGGAAGACGAGGAUGUAACUUCUAAGGUGAAAUUCCUCUACGCUCUCGGUUCCUGCAUUGAGUUGAGCAGUAGUAAGACCAAGGCAUUGAAGAACCUGAAGAAAAUGCCAGUGUUGCAGACCUGGUGUCAGCGGCUAGUCCAAAGCUACUUCGACUUUAGCUCGGACGACGAAAAAACAUCCGAGAAAAUCAAAAAGAAAGGAGGCAUCGUCGAAGUUUGGCUGGAGGCGAGGUAAGCCCUUCAUCAAACUACAACAAUAAAUUACAUAUUUUUUUAUACAUAUACAACGGGUGCUGUAAGGCUAAGGUAAAAAAUAGUUGUUGAUAGAAGUGCUGGAUGAGCACCAAAAAGUCGAGUUUUGUUCCUCAGCAAAAGCUUAACACUGGUUCUACCAACAGAAAGCGACGCUCAUUCGAGCUUUGGAAACGCGCCUUAAGAGCCAUCUCUCAGAACCAGGAGAGUAAGGCACAGUUGACGUUGAAUUUUUUGCAAUGUUUCGAACCGGAUAAAGCCAGCAGUGGCCAUUACCCUGCGAAGAUAUUCGACGCUAGACCAGGAAGCAUCAAAUUAGUCAUGGGAGAGCGAAAUCCAUGCUUUGUUGCGUUUCAUCAACUAGUGGAGAAGGAGUGCGAGAAUAAACCGGUAGUGUUCAACAUUUUGCCUAUUCUUCUGAUCAGACCUGCUUCUAAAUCUAAAAAUCCUCAUUUUGAUCAAACUUCAUCACACGACAUUCACCUCCGCCUCUUCACAGAUCUUUACAACUCGAUUUAAUUUUCAUCAAGAAAAACCUACUCCUCCAGCACCAGAUAUUAAUUCUACUCUGAUACAUUCAAAAUUCAAAACUACAGGUAGAGAACUUCUACUGCGAUUACAUCAAGCCUUUGCCAGCUUUUUCGAUUGAUCUUGGGCAGUUUGUGAAGCUGAUUCUAUCUGUGAUCGACCAGAAAUACAAUUGGUUCAACUUGGAGGCAGACGACAGUGGCUGCUACUAUCUCUCACUCAAAGACGCAGGUCAAGAAAAAUUGCGUUCAGUGCACAAGAAACUGCAAGCUCAGAAUCCGGGAAUGGUGAUGAACACAGUGGCUGGAUCAACGACAACUUAUGACCAGGAGAAACUUACUUAUUUUUCGAAGUUUUUUUUUGAAUUUUUUUUUUGAUGAUGCAUGUUGUGGAAAUGUUGGUAAUAGAUCAAAAUCAAAUUACAGCAAGAUGAUGCUGUACUUUGAAAUUGACGCUGACCUACUUCCGCUUCCUCUUCUAAUCCUCACCCGCUGGAGUCGUUCCACCAAGCCCGAAUAUGCCAAUGCCAGCCGGUCUCAAUUUGCCUAUGCCGCCAGCAGUCUUAGGGGGCUCCGGAUCUAAUCCGAAUAUGCCAGAGUAUGUUGUGGAGUUUUUAGUGAGGAAUAGAGGUGUCGGCAAGGACCAGAUCAGUCAAAAAGGCGCAGUAGAACAGCAGAAGAUCUCAAACGUCGUAGCUCAAAAACUCGGAAAAUCCUCUCCGUUUCCACACGCGGCAAUGGUCGAUGGACUAGGAGGAAACUCUUCUUCGAGUAGUGCGGGCAACGGUAAGACAGGAGGACAAGGGGCAGGACGUUGGCAGCCAGGCAAAGGGGGUCCAUUGACGCUACCGAUAGGUCCUGACAGUGGCUGGGGCAACAGCAGUAGUUCAACGUCAGCAUUCGUAGAUGCGAGUCUUGGGGGAAAUAAUUAUGUUGGCCACCUGCACCCAUAUACAUAUUUUAUUUUCCUUGAACGAUAUGUUGAUGAUCGUUUGAAUGAUCUGAUCCUCCAUGUCGUGUCUGAUUUACUAGAUAGUACAACAUCGAAAUACAAAUAGGUUGAGCAGGUUUAUAGUUUUUGAACCACGAAUGGAUGACGUUCUUACACUUUAGGUUGCGCAGGUUUAAUUUUUGAACCACGAAUGGAUGACGUUCUUACACUUUAGGUUGAGCAGGUUUAUAGUUUUUGAACCACGAAUGGAUGACGUUCUUACACUUUAGGUUGCGCAGGUUUAAUUUUUGAACCACGAAUGGAUGACGUUCUUACACUUUAGGUUGCGCAGGUUUAAUUUUUGAACCACAAUUUUAUCUCGUUUUUACACCGUCUCCAGGAUUCUACUAUGGGCACCACUUCUAAUCUCUCUCUAGUGCUGGGAUGUCCGAGGAUGUGAAGUUGGGCUAUGCGUUGAAGCAGUAUGUUCAGGGCUGCCAGCUGAAGCAGGAUCAGGAGUCUGUUCGGAACCUAGCGAUGACGCUGGAAGGCAAGGGAAAAGACUUGAAGAAGCUCUUGCAACUUGCAACAGCGCACGAGGCACAGCAGCAGACAGCAGGCUCAUCUUCAGGUGGUGCAGGAGGAUAUGGAGGUAGCUCAGGUGGUCAAGCAGGGUCAUCUUCAGGCUACAAUAACAACGGCGGAGCAGGAGGUAUGGGCAUGGUCGAUAAAGGUAAAGCCAAAGGCAUCGUCGAUCAGAUCGCAAAGAAUGUUAAGGCAUGCUCCAGCACAAUCAAUUCAUCUUGUUGAAAUAAGGCAUCUUUGGCACAUUGAUUCUAAAGGGGAAAAAGGCCAAAGAUGCGCUUUAGGAUGAAGAUUUGGAGAAGUAGGUCUAAGAAUGGAGGCAAGAAAGGCAAACUAGUGCAUGAUUUGUAUGCCAAGGGGAAAAAUCCCAUCGACAUUAUGGGUGUGCUCAAGCGGUACUCUGAGAUGGGAGAUCAUCCAGAUGCGUCGAAAAGACCACGCUAUGAUCAGUGAGGUUGAGCAUGUGCUCGAUUACUCAAGAAGAAUAAGUACAUAGAAGUUUCACCUUUUUUGUGUAGAUACCAGGAAAAUCGAAGCUCCUGACACGCUUCAUCGAUGUUGACGGUCUUGAUCUUGGCAUGGCUAUAGAGUGACUUUUAGAUAAGUACUUUGUUCAACGACAACUACGUAAAAAUGAUAAUACACACAUUGCGGUUGCAGCUGCUGAAUCAGCGAACUUCUUAUUCAUUAUCUGGUUUCUUUCGACAUGAAGAAAGGGCUGCAAGAAGAUGCGCUGCACCCGUAAAAACAGCUCUUGUUUGACUCCAGUAGGUUAUUCUCCAGUAUGUUUCUUCUAUCACAAAACAAAAAUUAAACGUACUAUUAACAGAACACAUAAGAAAGAGCAUGCUGAAUCAUGUUGAUUAUAUCUUCACGCGCCACCCAUGGCCAUGAUGAAAUUGAAUUUCACGCUUGUAGGUAUGCGAGGUUGUAGUUACUAAUUUUUACCGAAAUAACCCCUCCAUGAUAUCAAUAAAACCGAAGAACACCACUCAUGAUUAAUAUGACGAUAUAGUGUCGUGAACCAGUUCCCCCGCGACUUUCUGACCCGCUUGGUCAACUACUCCUAGACGAAAAGCAGCGCUCCUAGAUGAGCGCGAGCAUUCAACUCUAUCUCUCGAAG
This is a messenger RNA of Amoebophrya sp. A25, 4492 nucleotides long. NCBI's taxonomy places the organism in Eukaryota, Dinophyceae, Syndiniales, Amoebophryaceae. The record is from the annotation of a GenBank genome assembly.